Messenger RNA from Alternaria burnsii, 1371 nucleotides. RefSeq names its product rta1 domain containing protein. The record is from RefSeq and is a predicted model, not a curated record. Gene Ontology annotation, cellular component: membrane. NCBI's taxonomy places the organism in Eukaryota, Fungi, Ascomycota, Dothideomycetes, Pleosporales, Pleosporaceae. The transcript has a single exon. The coding region runs from base 1 to 1371 and encodes 456 amino acids.
AUGAGACUCUCGCUUCUAUUCUUCAACAUCUUGCUGCUGCCUCUUCAAUCUGCCGCAUCACCGGCAUUCAUCCCCUCCGCAGUGAUACCUGCUCAGAGCACAAUCACCUCGCCUCCUUCCAUUGUAGUACCGCCUUCCCGCCGCGAUGAUAGAUUCGCGCCAAGUAUACCUCCGCUCUCACUAGACCUACCAUCAAUCGCUGCGCCGUCGAUACCACCAGUCUCCCUCGACCUCCCUACCCAGACCUGCACCCCUGGCUUCAGUGCAUACGCAACUCCGGGCGUUGAUGGCUACGUCCCCGCGGAUUCAUGCAAUGCGCUAUGGGUGUACUUCCCGAACUUCGCUGCAGCAGUGGCUUUUUCCAUUUUGUUUGGCAUCCUCACAAUCGCACACCUGACUCAAGCAGUCGUGUAUCGUAACGGCUUUUGCUGGGUUGUCAUCAUGGCCUCUCUGUGGGAGAUGGGUGCAUAUGCUUUCCGCGCUCUCGGAUCCAAGAACCAGCAAUCCUCUGGCAUUGCGACUGUUGCCCAGAUCUUAGUUCUGGUGGCUCCCAUCUGGGUCAAUGCCUUUGCAUACAUGGUCUUUGCUCGAAUGGUUCACUUCUAUUCGCUCACUCGCAAAGUCUGGUUUCUCUCGCCUUCUAUCCUCGCUCUGGUCUUCGUCACCCUAGAUAUCGUUUCUUUCGUCGUUCAACUCAUCGGUGGUGGAAUGGCUGGCCCUGGUGCAAGCGCGGAUGCACAAAAGAAGGGCCUGAGCAUAUACAUGGGCGGAAUUGGUAUGCAAGAGGGCUUCAUUGUUCUUUUCUUGGGCUUGGUCGUCAAGUUCCAUUGCGACCAGCUACGGGCAGAAAGAGUCGGACGACUAACUGCAGACAAGAUAGGUAGCUGGAGGUGGUUGAUCGGGGCGCUCUAUGGAUGUCUGCUGGCGAUCACAGUUCGAAUCGUCUACCGCCUCGCUGAGUUCUCUGGUGGUCUUGACCACAGCAAUCCUCUUCCGAGUAACGAGCCCCUCCUGUACGUUCUGGAGUCGACACCAAUGUGGUUGGCCAUCUUGGUAUGGAACAUUGUUCAUCCAGGUCGCUUCAUUCGUGGCGAUGGCGCUAAGAUGCCGCGUUCAUGGCUUUCUCGCCACCUGUGCUGCUGCUGUCACAAACGUCGCUGCAACGAAUGUCAUAGCAAGCUCGGCCACGGCAGGCUUCAUCACCACCAUGUGGCAGAUGAUGCAGAACUAGAGAACGGCAGGGAAAUGUAUCCUAUCGAGAUGACCCCCGCGGAUCGCGUCGUUGCCACUCCGGUCGAUCCUUUCCUGGACGCAUCAUCUCGUGCCUCGUCUCCGUACGGCCCAGACAGAGGGCGGGAACGAUGUCGGUGA